AUGAUCACGACCGUAACCCCCUUCGCCCCAAAUGCGACGGGGUGUUUAUCCGCGGUUCAAGGGCAGCAGAUUGCGGUCGCUUCAUACAUCAAUCCACUAAGUGACCCGGCUGCCUGGGAUCGGCUGAUCGAUUAUGAUGUGAGCAAAAUGCCUAUCUUGGUAGCCAACGUCUUGAACGGCCCGGAUUCAACCGUCGACUCGAGCUGGCAGGGUGUGAUCCAGCGAGCUUCAUCUGCGGGCAAAACAGUUCUCGGCUAUGUGCGCACCGGAUACCUGGGCGUGAGUGACCAGAUCUUCCAGACGCGGCUGGGCUCGGGCAAUCUGGCAGAUUGGACCGCUCAGAUUGAGGAAGACGUUGAUAGGUGGUACAAGCUGUAUGGCGACAGCAUUGGCGGCAUCUUCUUCGAUGAGGGCUGGCCCGAAUGCGGCGUCAACAAUGAAUACGUGGACUUGUACAAGUAUAUCAACGCCUACACAAAGCGUGCUCACCCCGGCGCGUACACUGUCUUGAACCCUGGGUCGCCGAUGGCGUCUUGCUUCGAAGAUACCAUGGACACCCUCCUUACCUUCGAGCAGAGCUACGACUCUUACAUUAACAGCUACACUCCUAACGACUGGACUCCCAACGAUCCACGGAAGCUAUGGCACACUGUGUACAACGUGUCCGAGUCUUCGGUUAGUGAAGUCGUCAAACUAGCCAAAGAGCGCGGGGCGGGCUUCUUGCAUCUCACCGACGACAGGUUGCCCAAUCCAUACGAUACUCUACCCGCAGACUCGUACAUCCAAUGUAUGAUGGAUGGAGUUGACGGCGGCUCGCUGUCAAACGCGGAUGCAGCCGCUUGGGAACUGGACGGCGCUGCGGGAGCGGUGACUGAUUUGACGGUGGUGGCCUCAGACUACAGUUGGGCGAAGUUGUCUUGGGCCGCGGCCUCGAACGUUCAGGGCUAUCAUGUGUAUGCCGAUGGUAGACUUGUUGUCAGUGUUCCCAGCUCGAUGACCGAAGUGACUAUCGGCAGCCUCGCAUCCGGAACCAGCUACACGAUCUAUGUCAGUGCCGUAGGAGGCGGCGGCAGACUGGGUUCGUCUUCGAACCAGGUCACCGUGGCGACCAAACAAUUACCAGGUGGAAAGACGGUAACAAAUUACAAGUCCUCUCCCCAGGAGAACUCGACCGUCAUUGAGGCUGAUGUCCUGGUGCCUUACUCCUCCGUCCGCCUCUACAUCUGGGAUUCGAUCGAAUGCGACUUCGACGAAGAUCCAGGAUGGGGCGUUAACUUCAACGUGGAUGACUACGUUUGUACCCACUAUAUGGUCGAUGGUUCGACUCUCUACCGCUACGACGGGGUCCUGCCGAAGGGCUCCACCGCGUCCCCGUGGUCGUGGGAGGCGAUCGACACCGUCAAUCUUAACAUCUGGGGCUACACUUAUACGUGGACGCUGCCCCUGGGCGCAUCGACGGUUGACACGACCAAGUUUGUGGUGCAGGCGCAGGGCUACAACCCCAUGAUCAACGUCUUCGAGCCAGACCCGUCCGACUAUGACUGCGAGGGCUCGUCCAUGUGUACCACUCCGGAUCUGUUGAAGUGGUGCGAUCACGCAGUGAGCUAUCUGUUUAGAGACGACGAUCUGAACUAUCAUUCGACUGAGGUUAUUGAAGAUAGCCUCUACAGCACCCAAAGCGGCGACUGCUGGGGCGAUCUGACCCAGGGCUGCGGUGUCUUCAUCCAAGGCCAAAACUGCAGUAUCAGCGGGAACGACAUGUGGAAUGACUACCAGAAUAUCCGCACCAUCGGCGGCUGUAAGAAGUGCGGCUCGUACCAACGGAAAGAUGGGUGUAGGGUGACAAUUGAUUAUGUGUAUCAAUGCGAUAAUCAUCAAGAUCUACCCUGA
This is a messenger RNA of Aspergillus japonicus CBS 114.51, 1890 nucleotides long. RefSeq lists its product as uncharacterized. Bases 1 to 1890 code for a protein of 629 amino acids. The transcript is spliced from 2 exons. NCBI's taxonomy places the organism in Eukaryota, Fungi, Ascomycota, Eurotiomycetes, Eurotiales, Aspergillaceae. The record is from RefSeq and is a predicted model, not a curated record. Gene Ontology annotation, molecular function: protein binding.